This is a messenger RNA of Leopardus geoffroyi (Geoffroy's cat), 1555 nucleotides long. RefSeq names its product RH-like protein. The record is from RefSeq and is a predicted model, not a curated record. Gene Ontology annotation, biological process: ammonium transmembrane transport; ammonium homeostasis. Gene Ontology annotation, cellular component: plasma membrane. Bases 113 to 1369 code for a protein of 418 amino acids. Gene Ontology annotation, molecular function: ammonium channel activity. The transcript has 10 exons. NCBI's taxonomy places the organism in Eukaryota, Metazoa, Chordata, Mammalia, Carnivora, Felidae.
CUGAGAUAAGGCUGUUGUCGGGUGUCUCCCCUAUGACUCCCUUGAGGGGGGGACGAGGGCAGACGGCUGAUGCCUGGAGCUGGUGAAAGUGCCACACGGAGCCGGACCCAGAAUGGGCUCUAAGUACCCACGAUCCAUGCAGGGCUUCCUGCCCCUGUGGACCCUAGUGCUGGAGGUGGCUCUCAUUGUCAUCUUCUUCUUUUUCACCUCCUAUGACGCUUCCUCCCAGGAUCCAAAGAAGCUCAUGGAGACCUAUCGAGUCCUGCAGGAUGUUACCAUCAUGGUGGCCCUUGGCUUUGGCUUCAUCAACUCGUCUUUGCGGCGAUACGGCUGGAGCAGCGUGGCCUUCAACCUCUUCUUGCUGGCCCUGGCAGUGCAGUGGGCAGUCCUACUGGAUGGGUUCCUGGAGCAGCUCUCCCCUAAGAAGGUGGUCAUCAAACUGUCCAGUAUUAAGCUGGCCACCAUGAGCGCCAUGUCUGUGCUCAUUUCAGCGGGUGCCGUUCUAGGCAAGACCAACCUGGUGCAGCUGGUGCUGAUGGCACUGGUGGAGGUGACAGCCUUUGAUGUCAUGAGGAUGAUCCAGAGGAAGUACUUCAUUAAGGACAACCACGUCAACAUGAUGCACAUCCACGUGUUUGCAGCCUAUUUUGGGCUGAUGGUGGCCUGGAGCUUCCGGAGGCCUCUGCAUAAGAGAGUGAUGGAGAAAGAUCAGACAGCAAAGAGCUCCAGUUUGUUUGGCAUGCUGGGAACCCUCUUCUUAUGGAUAUUCUGGCCGAGUUUCAACUCUGCUCUGCUGCUGGACUCUCCAAACGAAAGGAAGAAUGCCGUGUUCAACACCUACUAUGCUCUUGCGGUCAGCGCGGUGACAGCCAUCUCGGUGUCGUCCUUGGCUCACCCCCAAGGGAAGAUCAACAUGAAUCAUAUCCACAAUGCGGUACUGGCCGGAGGUGUGGCUGUGGGUGCCUCGUGUUAUCUGAUCAGCUCUCCUUGGCUUGCCAUGGUGCUGGGCCUUACAGCUGGACUGAUCUCCACCGGAGGAGCCCUGUGCCUGCCGAUGUGUUUUAACCACGUGCUGGGGAUCCACGACACCGGUGGCGUGUACUACACCUUCGGCUUGCCGGGGCUCCUCGGAGAGAUCGCCCACAUCGUGCUGAUCACGUAUCAAGUCGACCAGACCAAGAGUGCCAUGAUUAACUACCAGUUGCUCUUGGACAUUGGGGCACUGAGCUUGGCCAUGGCCAUGGGUCUGCUCAUUGGUCUUUUGACAGGUUUGGUCUUAAACCUCAAAGUAUGGAGAGGACCUCAUGUAUCUAAAUAUUUUGAUGACCAAGCUUUCUGGGAGUUUCCUCAUUUGGCUGUUGGAUUUUAAGCCAAAGCAUCCAAGAAGCAGAAGUCCUGUCUGAAAUCGAGGCCACCUCCUUUCAUGGUUAUUCACCCUUUUUGUGUGUACAACAGACACUCUUUACAGUGAAGUCUCCCUAAUUACAUACAAUGAGACAAGGUCAGAGAUAAAUGCGAUAUUUAAAAAAAGAUUAAACAUUUGUUUAAAUGGUCA